AUGCCAAGCGAAUUUACUGAAAAAAAAUAUAUUGAAAAUACAAAGAAAAGAAAAAAACGAGAGCAUGAAAAUGACGCAGAAAAAGAAAAUGUGAUAAAAAAUAUAAAAGAAGUAGAAAUUGAAAACGUGAUGAAGGAAAUAGAAAAUGAAAAAGAGUUAAAAAUUGAAAAUAGUAUAAAGAAAGUAGAACAAGAACCUCCAAAAGCCAAAGCAAAAAAAGUCAAAUACCCAAUCGAAGAUUUGGAAGUACCUCCUGAUAUCAAAUCUAUGUUUAUGAAAAAACCUUCAUUGAGACAAAAAUUUAAUAUCCCCCAAGAAUGUGUAGGAACCAUGCUAACAAUUUGGAAUUUUUUUACGAUAUUUGGGAAGUCGCUUUUCUUGUCAUUUUUUAAUCUUGAUGAUUUUGAAUUGUCACUUUGUCAUAAUGUGGCAAGUCCCCGGUGUAGUUUAGUUGUCGAGAUACACGUUGCAUUAUUAAAUACUAUUAUUAGAGAUAGGUGGCUUUUAAAAGGCAAAAAACGACAAAUCAUUUCCCGUAAAGCCAUUGUUAGAACUAAUAGUAUUACUAAUAGUAUUGAAGAAGAAGAUAGUGAUAGUGAAGAUGAUACAUAUUCAUCUCGUGAAAUAUUAAAAAAAUUAGAACAAAAGUGGGAUAAAAAACUUAUUUCUCUUAAUGAUGGUCGGAAAGGUUGGAUCUGUGUUCUUAUCGGGUGCAUUCAACAGUUAAGCGUGUAUGAAUCUAUGCCGAAUUUGGAUCACAUACUUUUACACUUGGUAUCAAAUAAAACUCUUUCUGAAAAAGAUUUUGAAGAAAAAUUUGCGAUUCUUAAAGUACAAGACAAAUUGCAAAUUCUGAGCUUUUUAGUCAACAUUACAGCAAAGACUUCAGUCAUUCAUAGUCAAAUUGAGAACUGCGUUGAAAAAUUAACAGAGCUUAAUAAAGAAAAGAAUGACAAUUCUAUAACUUUGGAUUUAAUAUGUCAUUAUAGUUCAUCUUCUCUAACAGAGAUUUCAAAAGGCAACAUUCCAUCCGCAUCAAGUUUUGAAGCCGCCAAUAUUAAUGGAAUCACUCCGGAUAAUAUUACAGCAAAUGAUUUGACUGCCCAAAAACACAAGCUGGAGGAAGAACAAGCCGAGAUACAACAAAGAGCAAUUAUAAUUUAUUUAAAUUCAAUAUGUGCUUUAUAUAAUUUUGAACUAUUAAUCGAAGAAAAUUAUGGUACGGGAAGAAUUUUUGUUGAAAUGCCUAGUGCUCAUGAUUUGGAGGUAAUGAAUGAGAAAGAAGAACAACGAUUUAGUAAAAGAAGAAAAGUUGAGGAAAGUGACAGUAAUUUAAGCUCCAAUGAACAAGCACAAUGGGGAUACUAUGAAGAAGCAAGCCAGAUCGAUGAGCUGCAACGAUGGCUUAAUACCAAGGGAUUACGGGAAUCAGCUUUAAAUAAUGAAUUGACAGCAUAUCACCAAGAUAUUACUUGGGGCAUGAUUAAGCGGCAAGAGGAUCUAGCUUCUUCACGCACAGAACAAGAUUUACGAAGAAGUAGGCGUACUAAA
Messenger RNA from Scutellospora calospora, 1551 nucleotides. The record is from the annotation of a GenBank genome assembly. Lineage: Eukaryota; Fungi; Glomeromycota; Glomeromycetes; Diversisporales; Gigasporaceae.